Messenger RNA from Lycium barbarum (goji berry), 1699 nucleotides. RefSeq lists its product as uncharacterized. The record is from RefSeq and is a predicted model, not a curated record. Lineage: Eukaryota; Viridiplantae; Streptophyta; Magnoliopsida; Solanales; Solanaceae. The transcript has 8 exons. Gene Ontology annotation, biological process: regulation of GTPase activity. The coding region runs from base 102 to 1469 and encodes 455 amino acids.
ACAAUUAUAUAACAGAAGUAGGGCCCCUCUCUUUGACAAAUUUCCGAUUUCCAAUUUCCGAUUAAUCUCACUCUAAUCUUCCCAUCUAACCGUUAAUCAUAAUGGCCCGACGAAACCAUACAACAGAGCUUGGUUGCAUAGCCUGCGACGAUUUAACAGAACUCGGUGCAGGCAAAGAAGGAUGGCUUGUUAACAACCCUAAUCUCCUUACUGCACUCGACACUCAUUCUAUUGCAUUAGCCAAUCGCUCUCUUGUUCUCAUUCUUCAUUGGUCUGAAGGAUCCGACCCGGUUGGGAAUCGGGUUAAGAUCGUACCCGAACUCUCACCGAUUGAAGCUGAGUAUAUAUCUGCGAUUGAGUGGUUAGUGUUUGAUGAUAUUAAGGUUGUUGGUUUGGGUACUUCUCGUGGGUAUUUGUUGAUUUAUUCUCUCCGUGGUGAUCUCAUUCACAAACAGAUAGUAAGUCCUGGAAAGAUUCUCAGAUUGAGAGUCCGUGGUACCAAGAGAGAUCUGACCCAAGAUGCAUCAGCAGAAGAGGUCUGUGUUGUUAUGUCAGGUGUUAUUGCUCGGUUUGAUGGAUCAGACUUUCAGAAUAUGCUUCAGAGGUGGUUUCGAGAAAGACAUUCCCAGUUCUGGGAUCAGGGAGAUUCUGAAAAUUCUACAGAUACUUUUGGUAGACUUCCAUACCAGCUAUGGAAUGUUAGCAAGUAUGGGGCGUGUGUUGAUGCUGCUAUUACUGGUCUGAUGCCCCCUCCUCUGCUGGAGCUCCAGUCAAGUCAGCAUUAUUAUUGCGCAAUCACUGUUGGAGAUGAUGCUGUGAUUUCUGCUUAUCGACUUUCUGUAGACCGAAGCCGAUCAAUAGUAGGUGCUAUUCUCUCAAAGGUUGUGCCUGCAGCCUUUUCGACAAUAACUUCUAUCUCAAAAAUGUUAUGGAGAAGUGAUCCAACUCCCGCAAAACGACCAGAACCAAAACCUCAGCCUUUUGCUCGAGCUUCCCCUUUGACUUGCUUUAAGGAUUACCCUAGAAAGGGUGUGAAGCUCACAUUAUCACCUAGUGGCACUUUGGCUGCAAUAACUGAUUCUCUUGGUCGUAUCUUACUCUUAGACACUCAGGCCCUUGUGGUGGUCCGUCUGUGGAAGGGUUACCGUGAUGCAAGUUGCCUCUUUGUUGAGAUGCUUGCCAAGAAAGAUGUGGAAACGUCUAGAUCUGCUUACCAUGAACACUUGAAGAGUGAUUAUUGCCUCUGUCUAGCGAUUCAUGCACCGCGCAAAGGGAUUGUUGAGAUAUGGCAGAUGAGGACCGGUCCGCGUCUUCUAACUAUUCCAUGUGCCAAAGGUAGCAAGAUUUUGCAGCCUACCUAUAGAUUUGCCUCAUCAGAUGUGUCUGCGUCUUCUUAUGUACCAUUGGAACUUUUCUUUCUGAAUGGAGACUCCGGUCAACUGUUCGUUUUGAACCGAUCUCUUAAUUGACAUUAUAUAUUAAAUUCAAAAGAAUACGAGAAUUACAGAUUAGGGCUUCGGAGCUGCCUGUACAGAAUGUAAAUUUCAUUUGUUUGUUACUCUUUAUGAACUCCCCUUUCCCCAAACUUCCGAAGGAAACAAAAGGAGGUAAAACAUCCCAUAGCUAAUAUUGUAAUGUUAUCAUAUUUCUGUAAUGUAACUUUGUCUAACUAAUAAAGUUUAACGGCUUAUUUGGUUCA